CCCACAGACAGAAACAUGGCAUUUAAUGGUACCUGGAAAAUAGACAGAAAUGAAAACUAUGAAAAGUUCAUGGAGGCAAUGGGUAUUAACGUGAUGAAAAGGAAGUUGGGAGCCCAUGAUAAUCUGAAGAUCACUAUUCAACAAGAUGGAAACAAAUUUACUGUCAAAGAAUCAAGCAACUUCCGUACCAUAGAUAUUGAAUUCACUCUGGGAGUCAAUUUUGAGUACAGUCUGGCUGAUGGGACUGAACUUACUGGUUCCUGGAACAUGGAAGGAACUAAACUUGUAGGAGCAUUUACUAGAAAAGAUAAUGGAAAAGCACUCACAGCAUACAGAGAAAUCGUAGGUGAUGAACUUGUUCAGACCUACAUAUAUGAAGGAGUUGAAGCCAAGAGAUUCUUCAAAAGGGGCUAAACACUCCACCCAGAACAGCACCGGAAUCAAAAACCAAUGAAAAAAGACCAUUUUUCUACAUAUUGUCUGCUUGUUUUUCCCUUUUAUACCCUCACAGCACCUCCUAAGCUGCAAUUAUUUAGCCCUGUUGAAAACACAGACUAGUUCCUUGUUUACUGUUUUGCCUUGAAUAAACAAAAUCCAAUUACAAUUU
This is a messenger RNA of Pelecanus crispus (Dalmatian pelican), 607 nucleotides long. It is a transcript of the gene FABP2, whose product is annotated as fatty acid binding protein 2. Gene Ontology annotation, molecular function: fatty acid binding. Lineage: Eukaryota; Metazoa; Chordata; Aves; Pelecaniformes; Pelecanidae. The record is from RefSeq and is a predicted model, not a curated record.